CACCACUGACAAAGCUCAUUGACGCCACGCUUCUGCUCAGUUCCGCUCUCCUUCAUCUCCCCCAGUCAUCACGGGAUCACAUUCAAAAUGCUCAUCACGGAGAGCCACAAAGAUGUCGCCACUAAGGCUGGCGGCGACAUGCGCGUCUUCAUCUUUCACCCCACCAUUCCAAACUACCCCAAAGCGAAGUUCCCAGGUGUGGUAGUCUUCAGCGAGAUCUAUCAAGUCACGGGUCCAGUUCAACGCUUCGCACGUCAGAUUGCCUCUCACGGCUACAUCGUCGCUGCUCCUUCAUCCUACCACGAAUUCACCGGACCUGAGCCAUUGGCCUACGAUGGUCCAGGAACCGACAAGGGUAAUGACUGGAAGGUAGCUAAGAAGGUCUCGGCCUACGACGAAGACGCUACUCUCUCGAUCGAUAUCCUCGUUGGACUGGAAACAUGCAAUGGACGCAUUGGGGCGACUGGCAUGUGCCUUGGCGGGCAUCUGGCUUUUCGUGCAGCAUUUGAUAAGCGUGUGAGAGCUGCUGUGUGCUACUUUGCGACCGAUAUCCACUCCAAAACGCUUGGCGAAGGCAAGAACGACGACUCGCUGGACAGGGUCAAGGACAUCAAAGGCGAACUCGUCAUGAUCUUUGGCAAGCGUGAUACGCACGUCCCACCUGCCGGACGGGACCUGAUCAGAAAGACUCUGCACGAUGCUGGUGUUGUGUUCAGCUUCUACGAACCUGCAUGGGCACAGCAUGCAUUCAUCAGGGAUGAGUUGAGCAAGGGAAGAUACGACCCAGCGCUUUCGGGCAUCUGCUUCCAGAUGCUGCUAGAACUCUUCGGUAGGACACUGGAUGGCGAUCUUGGCCCACUUGUGAGCGAGACCGGAGAAGUUGAGGAUGUUUGCUAGCGAGUUCGCGGCCACAGUAACGGACAGUCAAUAGAACCAGCGUGAACGAUCAUUCGAUGAUGCCAUCUUCUGCCCACCA
This is a messenger RNA of Cercospora beticola, 976 nucleotides long. RefSeq names its product carboxymethylenebutenolidase. The record is from RefSeq and is a predicted model, not a curated record. Gene Ontology annotation, molecular function: hydrolase activity. Lineage: Eukaryota; Fungi; Ascomycota; Dothideomycetes; Mycosphaerellales; Mycosphaerellaceae.